Molecule: messenger RNA, 5379 nt
Organism: Ustilago hordei
Lineage: Eukaryota; Fungi; Basidiomycota; Ustilaginomycetes; Ustilaginales; Ustilaginaceae
Exons: 1
Coding region: 1-5379 (1792 amino acids)
Biological process (GO): NAD+ metabolic process; quinolinate biosynthetic process; L-tryptophan catabolic process
Cellular component (GO): mitochondrial outer membrane
Molecular function (GO): kynurenine 3-monooxygenase activity; FAD binding; NAD(P)H oxidase H2O2-forming activity
Source: RefSeq, a predicted model, not a curated record
AUGUCGCCUCCUCCUGCCCGUCCCGAGACCUCCGCACAGGCUUCUGACUCGGCCAAGCCUAGCAUGUCAUCUCUCUCGUCCUCCAGCUCGCUCCUGGACCUGCUCGCUGGAGCCCCCGCUCGCAUCACUUUGCCGACCUCCGCUCCGGUGUCCACGUCCACAGCCACAGCCACAGCCACAGCCACAGCCACAGCCACGGUUCCCACGUUAACUCCGUCCAAGCAACCCCAAUUGCUCUCAUCUCCGACGCCAUCCUCUUCAUCUGCAACCACCAUCACUGCAGCAUCCGCCACUAGUCCUUCGACAAGUAUCGAUGCUGACACCUCAACCAUCAUGUCUAACAGUUUCCAACAGAAGGAUGUGAGCCAUCUCAUGCAGCAGUUUAUGGCUCCCACCUCUCCACUCGUCAUUUUUUCUCCCAACUCAAAGUCAGCGGAGAACAAGGAUCCUAUGCAACUCACAGUCAACAAGAAAGAGUCGGAUAAGCAGUCACAGCCCGCCCUCACCAACAAGGCUUUGCAGCUGCCGCCAUCUCCUCCAAGUUCCGUCAGCAGCGCUUCUGGCAGCGGGGCUCGUCACAUCUCCUCUGCUAUCGACUCGCCCGUCACAAGCAUACCGCCUUCGCGUGGUAGCGAACUUGGCUUGACCAACGACUUUCGCGCCGCUCGACCUAGAGCAGCAGCAUCCGCCGCCUCUGCACCAACCCCACCGCUCAAGACGCCCUUCGACUUUGUCAGCCCAUUCGACAUGCUCUCCAAGCGUGAUGAAGAGUCAACACCGCAGCCCACUCCGCCUCAGACUCAGCCUCAGGCAGAAUCACCGUCUCGUUCGGAACAGCAGUCCAGCGGACGUGUUGCGGGCUACGAGGCAGCUGACGCUGGUAUCUCAAGUUUGAUGCAGAAGCUUUCUGCUGCUAACAAGAAGCAACAGAAGCCCAGCUUGCCGUCCAAACCUACAGAGCCAGCCUCUGCCGACGCUGGACCAUUCAAUUUCACCAACGCCGAAGAGUCCGAUGCUCAAACACAGCGACCUCGUGCCGAGACUUCGUCCUCGAGCUCGUCCAAGUCGGCAGCAUCUCGCUCGUCGCCCAAGCGUCCCACUUCCCGCAGGCUUCCAACUCAGCCUUCCGUGCUAGAUGCUCCCGACAAGCAGUUCCACGCUUCGCGUCACGUCGCUGUACUCAAGAAGGAUGAUGCUUUCGACGAGCCUAAGUCAUCAGGCCUCUCGAUCCUCUCGCCUUCGCGAUCCACUAGUGCACCCAGCAUUGCAACUCUCGAGCUCGCAGCACAGCAGCCAGGCGGUCUCUCCAGUUUGAAAAACACCAAGGUUGAGACUUCCGGUGUUGCUCUCAUUAAAUCGCCAUUCCAAUUCCCAUGCAACGUAUCAGCAGCAGGUCUGCUCCCAGCCUCCCGAAUUGCUAACCUCGGCCACGAUGUAGCAUGCUACGCCAUGUCCAAGGGCAAGGUCAGGCUCAUUCACGUAGGCACGGGCGCAAGGUCGCUAGUCCAGACCCCAAGCAAGGCUGGUGUUCGAUCCAUCGUAGCCUUUGAGUCUUACGAGGACGAUGGCACCUACUUGCUUGCUGCUCUGACUGAGCGAUCCAAGGAGGCGCAAGAUGAAGCCGUCGUCUUCUGGCGAAUCCCUGCCUCUUUUGUGCAGCAGGGCACCGAAGACGAAAGUCCGACCUUGCACGGUCGCAUCACUGCUGACCCUUACAAGAGCCCUUUCAUCUACCGCUUCACCGCCAUCGCCUUCCACCCUAAUAAGCCCAAGAUUGCCAUCGCCACCAGCGACAGCAACGUCAUGGUGGUUGACAUUGCCCAGCAGCUUCUCUACCAGACAGAGCCCUCUUCGCCAUCCAGCAAGGUCCGAUCGCUUUCUGAGAGUGAUGUUGACCCCAAACACAAGUUAUGUGGCUUUGCCUUCUCGCCAGAUGGCUCCAUGCUAGCUACCCUCUCGGCUCCACUCGAGGGCGAUGUCUCCUGGAUCUUGAGUUUCAAGCAGCUCGAUGGCAGCUCUCAUUCUCCCGAAAGUGACUCGACUUACAUGAUCAAGUCGCCGCUCCAGCAGCCUAUGAUCAUUAGUCACCUCUCCUUCAUCUACGGACCAAGUACUGAGGACAAGGAUGGCGAAUCGAAUGACACCGACUUCCAUGCCAUCCGUGGCGUCAUCGUCGGUUUCAGAUGCAACACCAUUAUCGGUCUCUAUGACAUGGCUUCACGCACUUGGAAGCAUGUCUGGCAGUUCGAAGGCCCAGCUCAAGCCCAUCCAGGUGUUGAGGAGCACUUCAACCUGAUCCGUCUCGACACUGCAAGCAGCUCGCUGUUGGUUUGCAACAGCUUCCGAUCGUCUGUAUUUGCCAUUCCGCUUGAGUUGCAGUCGCUACAGGCGCGCGGCCAGGACGGUCUGCUGCCAUGGAGCAUUCAGCUUUCGUACCCGAUCAAGGAAUUUGCUCUGCAGGACCCUUGCACAUCGGUCUCACUCAGUGCAGCUGCUAGCGACGAUGAGGAGCCCUCGAGACUGUUCGUCACUUUCCCUGAGGGCAUCAGUGUCGUUCGUCUCUCGGAACCUAGGCCUCCUGUUGAAGAGAAGCCGGGCGAGGAUUCAAUUCUGGAUGCGAAGGCCGAUAAGGCAACGCCGGAGCCAACCGCCGAUCCCGAGGCAGUCGAGGCACAGUCUACUCCCAGCAAGAGCGCCAAGAAGAAGAACAAGAAGAAGAAGGCUGCUGCUGCCGCACAGCCUCAGGUCGACGAGCCUGCAGCGCCCGCUGAAAUUCCCGAGCCCGCUGCUCCAGCUCCUGAGCCGCAGCAAGAAGAAGAACCUGUUGCGCGCGAGGAGCCCAAAGAGAGCAAGACCGAUAUCUCGGACUUUAUCCCUAAGAUUGCCGUGCUUGGCCCCACUCCUGCUCUCGCUUCACCUCCUGCACCUGAACCGUCUCCGGUCAAGGAGACGAUCAUCGAAAAGCCAGUCACCCUCACCGCCUCCGCCGAGGUUGUCAACGCCGCUCUCUCCGACACUGUCGUCAAUGCAGUGCACGAAGCUGUCUCGGCCAACAUCGAGUCCAGUUUCCAGCACUCCAUCGAGACUGCCAUCCCCAAGGAAGUCGAACGGCUCAUCACCUCGACCGAGCUCAAGGCUGAGCUCACCCGCAACAUCGCACAGACCAUCCUGCCUGCCGUGCAGCGUACAGCUAUGGAGGUGGUCAGCCGCGUCCUCGCUCCUCACUUUGAGGAUGUGAUGAUGCAGCUGUCUGAUCGGGUCGAGCGAGCGAUAGUUUCCGAGAUCACGAAUGUUCGGAAGACACUGGUUGAGGAGCAGAGCGAGUCGCUCAAAGGUACAGGGGAGACGGUCCUGGCGAUUCAAAAGCAGGUCAACGAGGCGCUUGGCAAGUUGAAGGAUCUGAACGUUGAACAGCUCAACAAUAAGGUCACUGAGGUGCGUGAUGAUGUUGCGGCCUCAAAAGCUGUCGUCAAAGCUAACCUCGGUUCUGCUGAUGAACUGUCCGAGGUCGAGGCUACGCCCGUUGCACCCUCACCGAAGAAGAAGGAAGGUCUGUUCAGCUUGAACAAAAGCGCAGCUGCUCUUGUUCGCAAGCAAACCGCCGCGCCUGCUACCAAGGCCCUUGCACCUGCUAAGAUCCCCACCAAGUGUGCUCUGCCCGAGCGAAUUGCCAUCAUUGGUGCUGGUCCCGUCGGUUGUCUCGCAGCCCUUGCCUUCGCGCAGCGAGGUUGCAAAGUCGACAUCUUCGAAUCUCGUCCCGACCCACGAACGCACGAAGCCAUCACUCGUUCUUCACAGCGCAGUAUCAACCUCGCUCUCUCCACUCGUGGCAUCACCGGUCUGCGCAGUGUCAGCCUCGUCGGCCUCGGUUCCACAGACAAAGACCUCGCUGAUCUCGUGCUGGAAGAUUCGGUCCCGAUGCGAGCUAGGAUGAUUCACAUCGUCACCAGGCGCGCGACUAAGGAUCAGAAAGCAGAGGUCAAGGAACAGAGUCAGCUCUAUAGCAAUAAGGGAGAGUGCAUCAACUCUGUUGAUCGUGGUAGGUUGAACAACAUCCUGCUGGAUCAUGCACUGAUGCAUCCUAAUGUGGCUGUGCAUUUCGAGCAUAAGCUGCAGAGUGUUGACUUUGAUCAUGAUUCGAGGUCGAAGCGUGGGGCUUUGCCUGCGGCCAACGGGGCUAGCAAGAAGACGAUCACUGGUGGAGAAUCCUUUGUAGAUGAAGGAGCUCGUCGGGGUGGGAAGAAGGGUAAGCGCAACAUUGCGUCUGCUGCACAGAAUCAGCAGCUGCUGAUUAAGGCGACACCUAACGCGGCUGGGUCUGGUGAUAGGGUGAAGUUAGACUUUGACAUUCACUCCACGAACCAAUCCAUCCCGAAAUCAUCCAUCAGCCACCAAGCAUCCCUCGUCGUCGGCUGCGAUGGCGCCCACUCCUCCAUCCGUUCCGCCAUGGGCUCACUGAUCCGCAUGCACUACACGCACAACUACAUCGACACAGGUUACGUCGAACUUUCCAUCCCACCCCGCACCUCGCUCUCUUCCGGCUCAUGCACCCGCGGGUCCGGCGGAACCGAUGGCAAACCUCACGGACACGAGGCCUUCCAUCUCGACCCAAACCAUCUCCACAUUUGGCCGAAACAUUCGUUCAUGCUCAUUGCACUCCCCAACCUCGAUGGGUCGUUCACAUGCACUCUUUUUGCUCCGUUUAAGAUGUUCGCCUCUCAACUAAGCACAAGGCAGGGCAUCGUCGCGUUUUUCGAGGAGCACUUCCCUGACGCACUGCCCUUGAUUGGGGAGGAUAAGUUGGUGGAGUGUUUGACUAGUCGUCGAGCAUCUGCGUUAGGAUCGGUUCAGUGCGAUCCGUACCAUUACAAGGAUAGAGCAAUUUUGAUUGGCGAUGCUGCUCAUGCUAUGUUGCCUUUCUAUGGUCAGGGGCUCAAUUGCGGUUUUGAGGAUGUUCGGGUGCUCUUUGACAUUAUCGAUUCGAACGAGCAUUUGGAGCAAGCGCUGGAGAGUUACACCAAGCAGAGACAUCCGGAUCUCGUGUCGAUUUUGCAGUUGGCCGAACAGAACUAUCGCGAAAUGGCCCAUAGCGUCGUCUCUUGGCCUUACCUGCUAAGGAAGAAACUCGACAGCCUGCUGAUGGCAAUUUUGCCAAGUAGCAUGUGGAGCAGUCUUUAUACCAUGACUACCUUCAGUAAUCUGCCGUAUUCACAGGUCGUUCAAACGGAAAGGAGACAGCAGAAACUCAUUGCAAAGGCGUUAUUGACCAUGGUGGUAGCCAUCAUGACCGGGGCUAGUGUGGGGGUUUACAGGACUAGGGGGGUUUGGCAGCCGAUUACGAGGGGCUGGAUUCAGGGGUCGCACAACAAGAUCGCUUGA